AUAAAAAACCUCUUCAUGAAAUAAAAUCCCAAAAUAUCGAGACUGCCAGUGACAUCGCCCUGUACUCCGGCCUGGGGGCAGCAGUCAUUGCUGUAGCUGUGCUGGUGGUUGGCGUUACCCUUUACAGACGGAGUCAGAGUGAGUACGGCGUGGAUGUGAUUGAUUCAUCUGCACUGACAGGAGGCUUCCAGACAUUUAAUUUUAAAACAGUCAGACAAGGUAACUCCCUGCUUCUGAACUCCUCCAUGCAGCCUGACCUGACAGUGAGCAGGACGUACAGUGGGCCCAUCUGCCUGCAGGACCCCAUGGACAAGGAGCUCAUGACGGAGUCUUCGCUCUUCAACCCGCUCUCAGACAUCAAAGUCAAAGUGCAGAGUUCAUUCAUGGUGUCCCUCGGGGUGACGGAGAGGGCUGAGUAUCAUGGAAAGGCACAUUCUGGAACUUUUCCUCAUGGGAAUAACAGAGCUUUUGGUACAAUGCAGGCUAGGAACAAGGCUGCGUACAUUCAGAACCUGUCUUCUGUUUCAAUGAGAAGUGAGCUGAAGACAAAUGCUGUUUUUGGACACCUGGGUGGCCGUUUAGUGGUUCCAAACACAGGAGUCAGUCUGUUGAUACCACAUGGAGCUAUUCCUGAGGAGAGUUCGUGGGAAAUCUUCCUGGCCAUCACUCAGAGGGAGUCCAGCCUACAGCCAGAAGGCACAGAUGUUCUCCUAGGACCAGAAGUAACUUGUGGGCCCUCAGAUUUGUCUGUCGGCACUCCGUUUGCCUUGACGAUCCCGCACUGCGCAGAGGUCAAUCCCGAGCACUGGAAUAUUCACUUGAAAAAAAGGACACAGCAAGGAAAAUGGGAGGAAGUGAUGUCUGUGGAAGAGGAAACUACUUCUUGCUACUGCCUGUUGGAUCCUUAUGCCUGUCACAUUCUCUUAAACAGCUUUGGAACUUAUGCUCUUAUUGGAGAACCGAUCUCUGACUGUGCCGUUCGACAGCUGAAAGUAGCGGUUUUUGGCUGCCUGUCUUGCAAUUCUCUGGAUUACAAUCUGAGGGUAUAUUGUAUGGAUAACACACCUUGUGCGUUUCAGGAAGUGGUUUCGGAUGAAAGACUCCAAGGAGGACAAUUACUGGAGGAACCAAAGCUGUUGCAUUUCAGAGGGAAUACCUUCAGUCUUCAGAUCUCUGUCCUUGACAUCCCUCCGUUCCUCUGGAGAAUCAAACCGUUUACAGCAUGUCAGGAGGUGCCGUUCUCCCGCGUGUGGUGCAGCAGCCCGCGGCCGCUGCACUGUGCCUUCUCGCUGGAGCGCUACACGCCCGCCACCGCCCAGCUGUCCUGCAAGAUCUGCGUGCGCCAGGUCAAGGGCCACGAGCAAAUCCUGCAGGUCCAGACAUCCAUCCUAGAGAACGAGAGAGAAACCAUCGCUUUCUUUGCACACGAGGACAGCAACUUCCCUGCACAGAUGGGUCCAAAAGCAUUCAAAAUCCCCUACUCUAUUAGACAGCGAAUCUGCGCGACGUUUGACACACCCAACGCCAAAGGCAAAGACUGGCAGAUGUUAGCACAAAAAACCAGCAUUAACAGGAAUCUCUCCUAUUUUGCCACACAAAGCAGUCCAUCUGCCGUCAUUCUGGACCUCUGGGAAGCCCGGCAUCAACACGAUGGCGACCUUGACUCCCUAGCCUGUGCGCUGGAAGAGAUAGGAAGGACACACUCCAAAAUCUCAGACAUAACAGAAACUGAGAUUGAAGAGCCUGACUUCAACUACAGCAGACAGAAUGGACUUUAG
Molecule: messenger RNA, 1778 nt
Organism: Eurypyga helias (sunbittern)
Lineage: Eukaryota; Metazoa; Chordata; Aves; Eurypygiformes; Eurypygidae
Gene: UNC5D
Product: unc-5 homolog D (C. elegans)
Exons: 10
Biological process (GO): netrin-activated signaling pathway
Cellular component (GO): membrane
Molecular function (GO): protein binding; netrin receptor activity
Source: RefSeq, a predicted model, not a curated record